GUAUCUUUGGUGACGGUCGGUAGUAUUUGUUUACAUUUGUGCGUUGUUUGUGUGAACCGGCAAGUCUUAAAUAUAAGCAAUGCCGUUUAUGAAAGGGCGAGCACCUAUAAGGAGGACUCUGAAGUAUCUUGAAGCAGGAAAACUUAUUUUCAAACCCAGAGUAAAGAUAUUUACGGUUAAUUACAACACAUCUGGUGAUCAUCAUCAGGGAGCAAGGGACUUUGUAUUUUGGUACCUUCCUCAAAUUCAGUACAAAAAUCCAGAUGUCCAAGUUGCAACAUUCAAGAACAUGACACCAUCACCUUUUAUAAGAUGUUUCUUUGAUGAUGGAGAACAAAUGUUAAUUGAUAUUGACAGUAAAACCAAGGAGCAAGUACAUAAUCAUGUGCAAAAAGUAAUAUGUAAACCAGAGAGUGUUUUGGCUGCAGAAUUAACAGCCAAGGAGAAGAAAGACAAUCCUGCAAAUUUUGGUUUUGGCUGUGAAAAGCAUUGCAUAUGUGAAAUCCUUGGACAGGUUCCAUGCCCUGGUGUAGUUCCAUUGCCAAAAGAAUGGAGAGGGAAAUACAAAUAUAAAAAAGAAUAAAAUCUCCAUACUUGUAAAGACCUCAUGCUAAUCGAUGUAUUUGUUGUUGUGUAUAAAUAAAUGUUUGGACAGUACCAAAUUAUA
This is a messenger RNA of Schistocerca cancellata (South American locust), 667 nucleotides long. RefSeq names its product probable 28S ribosomal protein S25, mitochondrial (gene mRpS25). The coding region runs from base 80 to 583 and encodes 167 amino acids. NCBI's taxonomy places the organism in Eukaryota, Metazoa, Arthropoda, Insecta, Orthoptera, Acrididae. The record is from RefSeq and is a predicted model, not a curated record. Gene Ontology annotation, cellular component: mitochondrion. Gene Ontology annotation, molecular function: structural constituent of ribosome. The transcript is spliced from 4 exons.